Messenger RNA from Dictyostelium discoideum AX4, 1194 nucleotides. RefSeq lists its product as hypothetical. The transcript has a single exon. The record is from RefSeq and is a predicted model, not a curated record. Gene Ontology annotation, cellular component: extracellular region. Lineage: Eukaryota; Evosea; Eumycetozoa; Dictyosteliales; Dictyosteliaceae. Bases 1 to 1194 code for a protein of 397 amino acids.
AUGAAAAUAAAUUCAAUAAUUUAUUUUUUAAAAAUUUUUAUUAUUAUAAAUAUAUAUAUAAUUAAAAUUAAAGGAACAGAAGAAUGGAAAUUUACACAACCAGCAUUAUUUGAGAGUGUAUUAUCACCGAUGCCAAGUACAAGGACAUUGACAUGGAGUGGUACUGAUAUCACAUUGAAUAUUACAUCAAGUAGUGGUCAAAAAUCACCAACACAAAUAUUAGGAAUCAAUCUUCCAACAAAUAGUAGUACAUUUAAUAAUGUGGAUUUAUUAAGUUUCUUUUCCAAUAAAACCUAUGCAUCAUUUCUCUCACAAUUCAAUUGCAAAUUAAAUGCACCAACUUGUGAAGAAAUUAAUUUUAGUGAAAAUGUAAACGAUGUUUGUUUACUACUUGCAUCAGUGGAUGGGUACGAUCGUGUGUCGCUCUAUGGCAGAGAUACAACAGCGGGAUAUGCGCAAUCGGCAUUCUCCACUUACAAUCAAGUGAAACCACUAUCAUGGGGAGUAGUUAAAAAGGGUACAUUCAAUAGUAAUGCCAAUGCAUCGGAAUGCUCACCAAUAAUGAUCACAGAGAAACAUGACUACUUUUCAUUGGGUUGUUUUAAUCGUGUUUGUGAGAACCCAAAUUUCGUCAUAUUGAAACCAAAUAUCUCUAUCAAUUAUAUCAAGAUUUGUUAUGACUCUUACUCUGCCUCUGAAUUUAUUAUGUAUUCAUUCGCUAGAUGCUCAAAUCCAUCAUUGGAGAUCACUCGUCAACCAUUGUCUAUUGAUUUCUCAAUUGCAGGAUACGCUUUUCUUGAUAGUCAACCCGCCGAUGGUAUCUAUAAUCCAUUGGUCGAUAGUCCAAUGGCUGGUGUGGUGGUUGAAUUGUUAACUUCAAGUGGUUUACCAGUUAGAAAUAAACUUGGUAUUGUUUUACCCUCAACUACAGACAAUCGUGGCUCCUAUAUCUUUAGUGAUGUUGCCAGAGGUGCCUAUCGUAUUAAAUUCACUUUUCCACCUCAAUACGAACCAACUAUUAAAAUUAAAAAUGCUGAUAAUUAUAAAUCUUCAAAAAUUAAUCCAAAUUUCUCAACUGAUCUCUAUAUACUUUCAAAUACUGCCUUGGGUGUAAGAUUGACAACAACUGAUGAUAUUGGUGUUACAACUGAUAGAAUCUUACCUGGUAUUAAUGGUGGAGUAGUUGGAAUAUAA